GCGAUUGAAGUGCGAAGGUCAGUCACACAGCUGUUAUUGGUAGUCAACUCGUAAGCGAGGUGAAUGUAUAGCUGCAACUUGUUUCUCAGGGAGAAGAUUGAACACACCUUUUCCAUCUGUCUUGACUAUUCAAGUGACUUCAAUACAAGCUGCACUGCAUGUUGACAUUGUUAAUCUUGCUGUUGCAUCAUGGGAGUCAAGGGACUUACUUCUAUGAUUGAGCAGCAUCCGUCAUUGUUCACAAGGCAUUGCCUACAUGAUGCACGUCUUGUCAUUGAUGGCAAUGCACUCAAGUACUUCUUGUACCAAGAUCGCCCUCCCUGUGAUAAUGGACAUCAUGGUGGCCGUUACCAGAUCUUUUCGGCCAAGUGUCAGCGUUUCUUUCUCAAUCUUGCCGAGUGCAAUAUUUCUCCAUACCUUGUAUUUGACGGAGCCUUAGAGAUGGAUGACAAGAAGCUUGCAGAAACCAAGUCUAGGAGCCAGGAACGUAUCCGAACGGCUGUUGCUAUUCCUAGUGGUAGUGGUGGGAUAGCCGUUUCUCCUUGCAGUGCAUUGGUGUUCAUGAAGGUGCUGGAUGAUCUUGGCAUUCCGUAUGUAUUUUGUGACUUUGAGGCAGAUGCUGAAACUGCAGCUCUGGCUAAUGCUUUGGACUGUGCAGCAGCUUCCGGUGACAGUGACUUCUACAUCAUGGACCUGAGAGAUGGAUACUUGCCACUGAACCACUUUGACUGGAUGAAUCCUAAAAUGAUUAAGGUGUCAGAAGCAGCAGCACCAUCGGGUCAGCUGUACAUUGAGUGUAAGAAGUACAAGAGUAGUGCCUUCUGCAAGAUGUUCCAUGUCAAGCAGACAUUACUGCCCAUACUUGCAACUGCUGUUGGAAAUGAUUACAAAGACACCUUUGGAGCCUCUCUUGACCCAUUCCAAAGCUUUGUUCAUUCCAAGUUUUUUUCAUCAAAGACGGGCAGGAGAAGCUACGACCAGAUUGUUAGUUAUCUUUCCUGGCUGAAAGAAAAGGAGACAAAGGAGGAAGCCAUCUAUGACAUGGUCAGGCAUGUGAGAGGAGCUGAUCGAGAGAAGCUGAGACGCUUGAUUGAUGCAUCCCUUGAGAUGUACCACUUUUCAGAUAGCCUGACCGUGGCACACUUUACUGGUGGUCAGUUGAAUCCUAAACGAAGUAAGUUGGCAGCGUGUGCUUCUGUACCACCCUGGUUUGUUGAUCUGCUGAAUCGGGGCAAGGUUGCAGCAAUGUGCGCCAAUGUCCUUUGCAACAAAAGGGUCUUCCUUAAAAUUCAGGUGGAAGACUCUCGCCAGGUCAGCGCUGGGGGAGCAUCACUCAACAUCAGAGCCAUCUUGUAUGGCAUCCUGCUUAAGGGGCAAAAGUCAGCCUCUAGAAGGCCACCAGUUGUUGAGGAGUAUGCACAGUCAUCUGGGAGUCUGAAGCACAGUAUUGUCGAGCCAGCCUAUGACAUCGCUGGAUGUGAUGGGCGGAAGUUAGCUUUGCCCAGUCUACAGGAUAUCCCAGAUAUGUAUGAAACUGAUCGCAGAGAAAUUCUCCUUGCUGCAGCAGGGAUUGGUGGCUCAGUCAUUCUCAGCAUUCCAGCGUUGUUCCAACUUGCUACUUGUGUGACUUUAAACUUGCUCAGUCAUGCAAACCCACCUGUCUACUCUGACCAGAUAGUAGCCCUUCUUGUCAGCUGGUUACAUGGAGUUGCGGCAAGCAGGCAGAAAUACAUCAACAAAGACCAAGACACUCCAAAGCUCCUUCAAGUAGACCUGGAAAACUCUGAUAUGCAUGCCAUCCUCACAAACUGUAAGCCACAUGAGAACAAGUACGAGGAGUCCCGACAGUUAGAUGUAGAGGUCAUCCAGGCGAUGGCACAGUGGCAGCAGUGCUUGCUUGACUUAGUCCAUCUGAAUAAAGUUCUGCUCAGUCCAUUUGUGUAUCCUGAUAUGGCAGUCCUGUACAAUGGUCCUCUGAUACACAGUCUCUGCAUCAUUCUGAAGCCAAUGUCUUCAACAGAGCAGCAAUUACAGUGGGUGGUGAGAGAGCUCUUGGGUGACACCAUGCCAGGAAUUCAUGCAUUGCUUGAUCAGCUCCUUAAGCCCUUGUCGCCCUUUCUCAUGCCAAGGAAGAGGACCAACAAAAGCAAGAAGGGUAAGAAGGCACCAUCCAGGCCAGGAACCUCAAGGCCAUCCAUGGACACCCCUCCUGCGAGAGGUGCUGAAGGUGGUGCAGAGAGAGACACUGAGGAAGUAUUUUAUAGUGUCCGGGUUUCCAACAGGUUUGCUGCACUGGGAUGGAAUGAGUGAGAUCCACUAGUUUGA
Messenger RNA from Patiria miniata (bat star), 2325 nucleotides. RefSeq names its product protein asteroid homolog 1-like. Gene Ontology annotation, molecular function: nuclease activity. Lineage: Eukaryota; Metazoa; Echinodermata; Asteroidea; Valvatida; Asterinidae. The transcript is spliced from 2 exons. The record is from RefSeq and is a predicted model, not a curated record. The coding region runs from base 190 to 2310 and encodes 706 amino acids.